AUGAAAAUCAUUAUCAACGCAACUCGCCUUCGCACCAUUUCGGACGGCUCAUCCAGCAUCCCAACCGGUUUGCCUAUGGUCAAGAACAGGCCCUUGCAUGCUGAUAGACCUCGGCAACCUGCUGUGACUCUAGCGGCAUCGGUCGUUAUUGCCAAACGAAACCGCGAUUCAAAGAUUGCGAAAAAGCAGCGCAAAAGUACGACUACUAGUACGGCUGGUGCCAUUCAGCAUCAUUCCAGGACAUCCAGCAACAAGAAGCCCUUUUGCCUUGAUUUCAAUGGCAAUUGGCGAAGUGAGGCCGACAUGCCAGCACGAAGAAUAAUCAUCCAGAAAAUAGUUCGCAGUAUUCGUACACGAAGGCCAUAUGCACCCCAGUUGCUCAAGAGGCAACUUCCAAUGAUCGUCAAGAGAAUAGAGGAGGCCUUGUAUAAGAAUGCCCCGUCGAUGGAAAUAUAUUCGGACCAUUCCACUUUGGAGCUCCGGUUGGAAAUUUUGGCCCGUCAAGUACAGGAACAGGCAGCCGCUACUAGGAAUCAACAUUAG
Molecule: messenger RNA, 543 nt
Organism: Cylindrotheca closterium
Lineage: Eukaryota; Bacillariophyta; Bacillariophyceae; Bacillariales; Bacillariaceae
Source: the annotation of a GenBank genome assembly